This is a messenger RNA of Plasmodium gonderi, 1401 nucleotides long. Its product is annotated as endoplasmic reticulum oxidoreductin. Lineage: Eukaryota; Apicomplexa; Aconoidasida; Haemosporida; Plasmodiidae. Gene Ontology annotation, biological process: protein folding in endoplasmic reticulum. The record is from RefSeq and is a predicted model, not a curated record. Bases 1 to 1401 code for a protein of 466 amino acids. Gene Ontology annotation, cellular component: endoplasmic reticulum; endoplasmic reticulum membrane. Gene Ontology annotation, molecular function: thiol oxidase activity; FAD binding; protein-disulfide reductase activity. The transcript has 5 exons.
AUGAAAAUCGCCGUGAUCUCCGUACUACUUCCAAUAAUAUUUACUGGUCUUUUUUUAAAGACAAAGGAACAAGAUACCUUUAUAUCAUAUGGAGUAAUAUUGAAGGAAAGAUUUAAAGAAAUAUUAUUAUACUUCAACAUAUUUGACAUUGAAUUUCCAUCAAGUUAUGUUCAUAAUGAAAAGAUCCUAGGGCUUCAUGUACGGGACAUUGAAAAAGAUGCAUAUGAAGUAUAUCCAAUAUUAAAAGAAUUAAAACAAAAGGAUUAUUUUCGAAUUUUCAAAGUGAAUUUACAUAUACCAUGCAAAAUUUUAAAAGUAAAUGAAAAAUGUAAAGAAAUGAAAAAAUGUAGUGUUUGUGAAUGUGAAAAUGAGGAAAUACCAUAUAAUUUUCGAACCAAUGAAAUUGAAAUAAUUGAAGAUAAAAUGUCGAAUGAAGAUUUGAAAAAAACUUUUAUUGAAAAUAAACUCUAUAAAGACAUAUUAGGAAUCUAUGCCACAUCUGAUGAAGGAUUUUUAACUUAUGUAGAUUUGGUUUACAACUCUCCCUCAUUCACUGCCUACGAGGGUCGAAAUAUUUGGAACAAGAUAUAUAAAGAAAACUGUUUCCAGAACGAGAAGAAUGGAUGUAAGGAAAUGAAAAGUUUUUAUAGAAUAAUUUCAGGAAUGCAAUCCAACAUAGCGAUUUUAUCAGCUGAAUAUUACUACCUUAAGAAUGAUUUUGUAUUCGGAGAUUUGCACUCUGUUGAUGUUAUAAAAAGUGAUUAUUUUAAAAAGUUAAAUUAUGAUUACAAUGUGAAUUUCUUUAAGGAAAAGAUUGCACUUUACCCGGAGAGGAUUGAAAAUUUAUAUUUUACUUUUGCCAUCUUGCUGAGAGCCAUGUGUCGACUGAAGCCCCUUGUCAGCCAGUGCAAGUGCAACUCAGGUCAGGAACAGAACGACAAGGAGGCGCUUAAACUUCUGGAUAAUUUACUGGGGAAUUUAUAUCACGCGUGUUCAUCGAAGGAAUUCUUAGAACCGAUAUUUCCAACACAUGGGAAAGAAAUAUUAGCGAAAUUUAUGAACAUAACCAACAUUUUAGAUUGUGUACCUUGUGUCAAAUGUCGUUUGCAUGGAAAACUAAAAACGACUGCCCUGCAGAUAGCCUUGGUGGAGGGAAUGAGUAACGAACAUAUUGGAUCUCUGGAGAGAAACGAAAUCACGGCUCUAAUCAAUUCCCUUUACUACUUCGCGGAUUCGAUAAUUAUUUUAAACAAAUUCGAAGAAAGAUUAAAAUUAAAAAGAGCAACAUUUAUUUUCUACCUGUUAUCAUUUUGUCUAUGCAUAAUUUUAAUAGUAUAUUCCGUGAUAUUUAUAACUGUGCGGAAUUAUAAUAAAGAAAAAAAAAAAAAAAAAAAAACAUAA